Messenger RNA from Cercopithifilaria johnstoni, 780 nucleotides. The record is from the annotation of a GenBank genome assembly. Lineage: Eukaryota; Metazoa; Nematoda; Chromadorea; Rhabditida; Onchocercidae.
AUGACAGAACGUCCGCUGAAAACAACUUUACUACCGAUAUAUUCCAAGGAAGAAGUGGAGCUGUAUAAAAAAAAUCGCUUAAGUAGCUUCCGAAAACGUGCAGAAAUGAUAAUCUUUGCCAUAGGUGGUAAAAUACCCAGAAAGGAAACAAUUCCAAAGCGCAACACAGAACUCACCAAUGAAAACAAGGCAACACGUGUACUGGCCAUUGUAUUUGUAUGUUUUUUUAUUUGUUGGACACCAUUUUUCGGUGCCAAUCUUGCAGUUGGUUUCUGCGGUGAACGGUGUGCCUUACCGCCAACGAUAGCAUCUUUUUUCCUAUGGUUAGGAUACUUCUCGAGCACUAUCAACCCUCUUAUUUACACCAUUUUUAACAGACAAUUCCGACGAACAUUCCUCCGAAUUUUUCGCUGUCAGUGUACCCAUUCCAUUCAGAGUACCUAUGUUGGCAAUUAUAAUUUGAGACGAACAGACAAUGAUGAUUGGGCUACAACUGAUCGAUCCGAUUUCCGAUGGGAACAAGAUCGCUACGAUGCUCUAAGCUACAACAAAAAUCUAGAUGAGAGUUCACGACAAGAACACUGUGUCCAUUUAAUACAGCCAGACAGCUCACCACCGACAACUAGCAGAAAAAUUGACUUACUUGAGCAAAAUGCACAAAUUAUAGUGAAUAAUCAAUCACAAACCACUCUCAAAGUGAAAGAUCUCACAUGGAAAGGUUAUGAAGUACUCGAUAUUUGUAUAACAGCUAGUUCAGAAGAUGGGGAAUUAUCGAAAUAG